Messenger RNA from Caenorhabditis remanei, 567 nucleotides. RefSeq lists its product as uncharacterized. The transcript has a single exon. NCBI's taxonomy places the organism in Eukaryota, Metazoa, Nematoda, Chromadorea, Rhabditida, Rhabditidae. The record is from RefSeq and is a predicted model, not a curated record. The coding region runs from base 1 to 567 and encodes 188 amino acids.
AUGAAGUCGAAGCAGCAGAAGAUAACGGUCAUUGAUAACUUCUGUAAGGCGAAUCGAUACAAAGAGGGUAUCGAAAAGCUGCAUUCUCAAAUUGAGACGUUAACGAAUCUCCUGGUGGAAGGCGAAGCAGAAACUGAUAAGAGUCGACAUCUUCUCGUUAAAUUGAGCGGAAAACCGAAGAUGUCGAUACCAUCUGAAGGUAACGCCAACAAAUGCAACACGAAGUAUCGAGACGCCAUCCUAGCACAAUGGAUAAGAUUCCAAAUCAGAGAGCCCGCGUUGCGAGAGGCAAAUGAUUUUCUGGAAAGAUUUCUAGUUCAGCACGUGGCAUACCUGGAAAUGAAGUCGAAGCAGCAGAAGAUAACGGUCAUUGAAACUUUCUGUAAGGCGAAUCAACACAGAGAGGGUAUCGAAAAAUUGCGUUCACAAAUGGACUCGUUGGCGGAUCUCUUGGUGGAGGACGAGGAGGAAACAGAAAAGAUUCGAGAUCUUUUCGUUGAAUUGAGCGGACAACCAAAGGAGUCGAUCACACUCUGUAUCGACUGCCAAUCCAACAUCAACUGUUAA